Messenger RNA from Zychaea mexicana, 1374 nucleotides. Its product is annotated as alpha-2-glucosyltransferase Alg10. Gene Ontology annotation, molecular function: dolichyl pyrophosphate Glc2Man9GlcNAc2 alpha-1,2-glucosyltransferase activity. Gene Ontology annotation, biological process: protein N-linked glycosylation; dolichol-linked oligosaccharide biosynthetic process. NCBI's taxonomy places the organism in Eukaryota, Fungi, Mucoromycota, Mucoromycetes, Mucorales, Lichtheimiaceae. The transcript is spliced from 6 exons. The record is from RefSeq and is a predicted model, not a curated record. Gene Ontology annotation, cellular component: endoplasmic reticulum. The coding region runs from base 1 to 1374 and encodes 457 amino acids.
AUGACACUGCUACCCGUGCAUUGCGCGUUACUAGCAUGCACAGCAGCUCUUGUUAAUCUUCAUGUCCCUGAUCCUUACAUGGACGAAAUAUUUCACAUUCCUCAGGCACAACGCUAUUGCUCAAACGAGUUCGCCACGUGGGAUCCAAAACUGACAACACCACCUGGCUUGCAUGUAUUUAUUUCUUCAUACCUGAUUAGUCGCAUCCUUACAAUAUGUAAUACUACAGUCAGUUUACGCGCCAUAAAUAUUGUAUUUGCUAUAUGCUUGUACCCAGUGAUACGUCGUCUUGUCGCUCUACAUCAUCCUCACACAAGUCGAUGGUCUCAACACGUAUUUACGUUGGCGUUGACUUGGUUCCCCGUUGGCUUCUUUUACAACUUUGUGUAUUAUACCGAUCCAGGAUCCACGUUAUUUGUGCUUUUAUCCUGGCUUUUGGCUAAACAAAAGCGCUAUACUUUGGCUGGUUUGAGCGGUCUUGUAUCGUUAACUUUUCGACAAACCAAUGUGAUAUGGGUCUGCGUGAUAAUGUCCAUUUCUAUCAUGGAUCUUCUCUCGUUCCACGACCAGCCCAUCUCUUCCCCCUCAUCAUCAUCAUCUAUCAUGGUGCUGAAAUGGCGACAACUGAUAUUGCAAGCAUUACGCAAACUGCCGCUACUGAUCAGCAAACUUUUUAUGUUUAUCUUGACCAUCAUGGCCUUUGUUGCAUUUCUUGUCUGGAAUAAUGGUAUCGUGCUGGGUGAUCGGUCAAAUCAUAUUGCUGGAUUACAUUUCCCACAACUGUUUUACUUUUCGUCGUUUUUGUCGUUCUUUGCCGCGCCGUGGCUACUCACGCCUGACAAUCUGCGCGCAUUCUUCCAUCCGACCUUGAAACGGCUCCUAGCAUCUGUUUUAGUGGGAUUAAGCAUGUUUUACCUUGUUCACAAUUAUACGUACGAACAUCCUUUCCUUCUCAGUGAUAAUCGGCAUUAUACUUUUUACGUAUGGAAAAAGAUAUACCGACGGCAUUGGAGCAUACGCUAUUUGGCCAUUCCGUUCUACGUCGUUAGUGGUUGGUUCAAUUUGCGACCAUUAGUGCGUCACACAGGCUUUUUGGUAUGUCUUGGAUAUGGUCUGGCUCUAAUCCUGACGCUGGUGCCAUCGCCAUUACUCGAAUUUCGAUAUUUUAUCAUCCCCUUUCUUUUCUACUGCAUUCAACUCGGACCAACAUCAUCAUCAACAACAUCUGGUGCUACCCAAAUACCAUUUUUAUGGCGAACAUGGCUCGUCAUCAUCAUGUAUCUUUUGAUACAUAUUGUCACGAUAUACCUGUACUUGUACAAACCAUUUGAAUGGCCACAUGAGCCUGGCCAAAUCCAACGUUUUAUGUGGUAA